Daphnia pulicaria is the source of this 829-nucleotide messenger RNA. RefSeq names its product carboxypeptidase A1-like. The transcript is spliced from 7 exons. The record is from RefSeq and is a predicted model, not a curated record. Lineage: Eukaryota; Metazoa; Arthropoda; Branchiopoda; Diplostraca; Daphniidae. Gene Ontology annotation, molecular function: zinc ion binding; metallocarboxypeptidase activity. Gene Ontology annotation, biological process: proteolysis. Bases 21 to 743 code for a protein of 240 amino acids.
UCCUCUUUUUCGAAUGCAUUAUGCAUGCAAGAGAAUGGAUCACCGCCGCUACUUGCAUUUGGAUUAUAGAUCAGAUAACAUCCGGAUAUGGUUCAGAUUCGGAGAUCACUGCACUCGUUGAUCAAUAUGAUUGGAAAUUUGUUCCAAUCGCAAAUCCAGAUGGAUACGCAUACACCUGGAGUAACGACCGAUUAUGGAGGAAAAAUCGCGUUUUCAACAACGGGUCAAGUUGUCGCGGAGUCGAUGUCAACCGCAAUUUCCCGAUUGGUUUUGGUGGCUCUAGUGGUAGCUCUGACUCGCCAUGCUCUACUACUUACAGUGGAGAAGUUGCGUUUUCUGAGCUAGAGUCCUGCGCAAUUAGGGAUUUAAUCGCCGCCGACCGCGGAAGAGUCAAAUCGGCCAUCUCCGUUCACUCAUACGACCAACAGUGGCUUUCUCCUUACGGUUAUUCCACUGAAUUCCCACCAGAAUACGCUGAAAUGCUGCGUGCCAUGGAAAUAGGUGUCAAUGCAAUUACUGCUGUUUAUGGGACUCAGUACACAUAUGGCAGCUUCGCCACCGCUCUCUAUGUCGGAUCGGGGGUCACCACUGAUUAUUAUUACGAGGCUGAAGGAGUGGUUCACUCGUAUACAAUUGAGUUACGUGACGAUGGAACUUACGGCUUCCAAUUGCCGCCUGAUCAAAUAGUUCCGACAGCAAUCGAAACGUGGAACGGGAUCAAGGCUUUUGUUAACGCGAUUUAAGUGUGGUGUCGACAACUGCAGUUGAAGGUACCCGGUGAAAAAAAAAUCUUGGAUUUUCUGUUGAAACUAAAAUAAAGAUUGAAAAU